Molecule: messenger RNA, 2149 nt
Organism: Orbicella faveolata
Lineage: Eukaryota; Metazoa; Cnidaria; Anthozoa; Scleractinia; Merulinidae
Product: monocarboxylate transporter 10-like
Biological process (GO): transmembrane transport
Molecular function (GO): transmembrane transporter activity
Source: RefSeq, a predicted model, not a curated record
GCGAUGUAGAGAUACAACGCACACAGCCGGAUGAUGGCCCGUUAAAGCGUUUUAUAUUCGGAAAACCAGCCACUACUUUGGUAAAGCACAGGUUGAAACUGCUAACAAUGGUUUUUUGUUGCAUUAAUAUUUCUUCUUACAAGCAAGACAGCCUUUGGUCGUGGUUUAUUUGUUUCUGUGCGACAACUUGUAUGAUCUUGACGAUUGGAUUUACCUUUGCACUCGGUGUACUGUUACCAGUUUUCAUGGACUCUUUCAAGGAAAACCGCGAGAAAGCAGCAUGGGUGAGCUCUGUUACCUUGGCAACAUUUCUGUUCCUCGGUCCUGCCAUUGGUGUGUUCGUCAACCGAUUUGGAUGCCGUCUGGCCACCUUCACUGGUUGCUUAACUUGUUCUGUUGCUCUAGCGCUCGGCUCUGUGGCUCCAAACAUCAUAGUUCUUUACUUGGCCUUUAGUAUACUCUUCGGUGUUGGUAAUACGUUCGUUUACAUUUCUGCGCCGAUGAUUAUAACCCAAUAUUUCAGCAAGAGAAGAUCCGUCGCUCUUGGGUUCGUGACAGCCGGCCAGGGCCUGGGAACAAUGAUAUGUGGCCCUGUUUUACAGGUGUUGGUAGGUGUGUUCGACUGGAGGAAAACGUUUCUUAUAUUCUCGGGUGUUUUAGGUCUUUCAUCGUUGACAGGAUGCCUUAUAAACCAUGGUAAUCAAGAACCGACUACCACGUCGAAUCAAGGCAAGAAGAACCACGGGAAAUUCAGUUGUGAUUUCUCUAUAUGGAAGAACCCGAUAUUUCUAGUGUUAUUGGCCGUGGGUGGACUCAGUAACUUCUCACGUAUGGUUCCUUAUGUACAUCUGAUAAAGCAUUGCGAUGAUCUUGGAAUUCCAGCCGACAAGAGCUCCACACUUUUCUUGUUUAUUGGAGUUUUUGCGGCGGUUGGCCGUCUCGGUGCAGGCUGCCUCUGCGACAUCAAACGUGUCAACUCACUCUUCCUUUACCAGGCAGCGGUAUUUGUUAUGGGUACCAGCACGAUUCUCUUCUUACAGGCAAAGACCUACGCCUGCCUGGCAGCGGUGGUCGUGGUGUUCAGUGUAGCGGAUGGAUUGAUGGUGUCAACAUUCAUUAUUGUGCUUUUCAGGUCCGUUCAGGUGUCUCAACGAGCUGUUUGUCUCGGGUUCUGCAUGAUGUCUGCUGGUAUUUUUAUCGUUUGUAGCCCACCUCUGUCAGGUUACAUGGCGGACAAGUUUGGGAACUACAUGGCCGCGUUUCUGAUGGCUGGAACUGUUGCAAUCUUUGCUUCUUUUAUUCCUUUUGUUCUUCGGUGUGUUGAACGCAAAAAAGACAGCGACAAUCAUGUGGCAUACCUUGAAGAAUUGAUGGGCAAAGAUGAGAAUGUGCCAGCGACAGGCAGCACAUCUAAAAGCAAGGAUCCAUCGAAAAUAACUUAUCAUAUAGAGUUGGAAUCGCGUGAUCCUAUAAGGACGACAUUGGUCCGCGUCUCAUCCAAGAGACCUGUUUCUUAUAUGUGCGCCGUUGAAAGUCCGUUUAGCCCCAUCACUCUCUAGACUACAACUGUAAACAGCUGAACAUAAUCCCAAAUUUUAAUUUUAAAAAUAUUCGAAAACGUAACAGCACCCCUUGAAAGUGUUUAGGCCUUUCCUCAGAUAUGUGGAUAUUUUGGGGGGAUAUUUAAAGAAGUUUCAUAGAUAUUAAGAAAAUAUGAUAUUUAGAGAAUUUGGAGAAUUUAGAAUAUUCAUUUUUUUUUUUUGGCUAAGCCCUGUGUUUUCUUUGCUAUUUCCUUGAACCAUCACUGAGUUCAGUGAUUUUCCACUUGAAAAAUAUGCUCUAGUAAUGUCAUAUCACCAAGGCCGCAAUUUUCCAAAAUGGCGGAUGCUGGUAACAUUGAGGCGCCUGAAUCUUCUUCCUCCACUCCUUUCGCUAAUUGGCCCAAAAUCAGUUCUGCUAAGACGUUUUCAUUUGAAUGGCCGCAUACGUAAAGAUUUCAUCUGCAUACUCGUGGUUAACUCUGGAAGAACAAUAGUUUUGAACAUGCAUUUUCAGUCAUGUGUGCUCUGCUAAACAACGACGUGAAAUGACCAAAUUCUGCGUUGUCUCGAGAGAGUAGGGAACUUAAGCAAACCACCACGAUGACGGC